Messenger RNA from Sporothrix schenckii 1099-18, 2367 nucleotides. Its product is annotated as RNA processing protein. Gene Ontology annotation, molecular function: polynucleotide 5'-hydroxyl-kinase activity. Gene Ontology annotation, biological process: cleavage in ITS2 between 5.8S rRNA and LSU-rRNA of tricistronic rRNA transcript (SSU-rRNA, 5.8S rRNA, LSU-rRNA). Gene Ontology annotation, cellular component: nucleus. The transcript is spliced from 5 exons. The coding region runs from base 1 to 2367 and encodes 788 amino acids. NCBI's taxonomy places the organism in Eukaryota, Fungi, Ascomycota, Sordariomycetes, Ophiostomatales, Ophiostomataceae. The record is from RefSeq and is a predicted model, not a curated record.
AUGGAGCCGAGAAAAAAGAGGAAAGUCGAGCUUGUCCCGCCGCCAGCACCACUCAAGAGCGCAAGGCAGCGGAUGCUCGAGCAAAAAGAGGCGGCUGCACGUGAGGCGCAGGCAGCACUUGAGAAAUCGGCUGUCGAGGCGGUUGCCAAGCCUUCCCAGAUGAAUGAGGUCCAAGAUGCUCAGCCAUCCGAAGCUGAAGCAGCGAGCUUUCCCUUAGGACUGGUUGACAAAGAAACGAAAUUCGCCGGGGCCGCUUUUACAGGUGUGGAAGCUAUAGCAGCAUCUGAACAGACACCCGUCGGCCCACCUGUGGAACAGAUUACGAGCAAUACCACAGUACUUCUGGCGUCGAGCCGAUCUGCGGCACCCGUUUUACGAUCCUCUUUCCAGCCGAGUAAGCAAAACUUCCAACAGAAGGCAAAUGGGACCGUGCUCCUAAAGCUGGUUGAUGAGGAGCGGCUUGUUAUUCUCGGAAGCUAUGGUCUUUCGAUCCGGAGUGGUUCUGUCACCUUGGCUGGCGCAACAUUGCGUGCAUCCGAGAAGACGCACUGGGUUCAUGCACCACGAUGUCACGCAUUACCAGUUCUUCGGUGCACGGAUGACGCAACUAUCAUGCUUCAAUCACACCCGGCUUCUGCGUCGCUCCGCCAGCUAGGAGUGCUAUCGCCCCUAUUUUCGAGACUCUGGAACGAGCCGCCGGUCGGCUCAUCUAAGAAGGAGGCCGACGCAACGUUCCAAAUUCUUUACACAUCCGACGAUGAUGUAUUGCAAUCGCGCGACAUCACGGCACCUCCUGAGUGGUACAAGCUGAUCGCUGGGUUAACGACGUCCCAAAAACGCAGUCCUAAGAUCGGGCAGCAGGUUUUGUUUGUCUGUGGACCAAAGUCAUCCGGCAAAUCUACGUUUUCACGGUUACUCGCCAAUAGAUUCGUCACCAAAGAUGUCGCGACUGUAGGCAAGCAGCCUAAGAAGUGGACGACACCCAGUGUUGCUGUGCUGGAUAUUGACCCCGGCCAGCCCGAGUUUGGUACGCCGGGUUCGUUGUCCCUGGUGCACGUCCAAGAGCCAAAUUUCACGCCUACAUUCUGCCAUCCAUAUGUCGCCGGCAGGGAUAGCCAUAGCAACAGACUACUUCGUGCUCACGAGCUGGCGUCUGUGUCGCCUGCAACAGACCCAGAGCACUACAUUGAGUGUGUGCUGGAUCUCUAUUCUUUCUACCACAGAGACUUGCGGAAUCGCUGCCCACUUGUCGUGAACACGCCAGGAUGGAUCCAGGGCACAGGGUUGGAAAUUCUUACGGGAUUGAUCGAGAGGAUGCGGCCAUCAGAUGUCAUCUACAUGUCGCAAGAGGGCCCCGAAGAGACGGUCGCGGGCUUAAGAUCUGCAUACCAGGGCGUACCUCUCGUGGAGUUGCCGUCGCAGCCGGGCGACCUGAAAGCUCGAACUGCUGCGCAUCUCAGGACGAUGCAAACCAUGUCCUACAUCCACCUCGACUCCUCCUCUCAUCCUACCUCGGCAACGCUGCGAUCGCUAAAAACCCAGAGCAACUCAUACGCUUCGUGGCUGGCCAGACCUGUAAGCGCGAUACGUCCGUGGAUAGUGCCUUAUGCUGGACCGGAGAGUGGUAUCCUUGGAGUCGUCUGUUACGACUCACAGCCGCCGGCCGAUCUCAUUGCAGAUGCAAUCAAUGGUACGGUUGUUUCCAUUGUGGCUAUCGAGAAUAUGGCCGCGUUCCGGACAGUCACGGAGGCCAGUGACCAAGGCUUGGAGAUGGAGGUCGACACGGACGAAAGAGGGGAGAUGGACCAUUAUGCUCCAGGCUCCGUCACGCGUCGCCUUCCGCCACUUGUGCGCUCACCGGAAGGCAUCCCUUACAUUCUGAAUCCGGACGACCGAAAGCUGGAUCCAUGCCAUUCCUACAAACUGGGCAUCGCUCUUGUGAGAGGGAUCAGUGCUCAAAAUAAAGAGCUUCAUUUGUUGACGCCGCUGCCUGCUAGCGAGAUAAUCGACGAGGUUAUGCAGCAGGAUGGCGUCGGCAUUGUCCUUGUCUCGGGAAAGUUCGACUCGCCAACAUGGGCUUAUACGGAGGAUCUUGUCUUGCAAAAUGCCAACAAAGAAUUUACGGGCAUAGGCGACGGAAGUGACGACGUGGCUGAGGAUGAUUUAGACGGAGACGAUUCGGAGGCUGUAGCUGAUGGUGCGGCCAUGGAGAGCGAGGCCACUUCCCGUGGACUAUGGCCACCGUCCGAGAUACCCUGGGUCGAGGCCCUACAAGGUGGACAAAAACGAGACAUCGGUUCCCGUGUAUGGCGCGUGAGGCGUGACCUUGGCCGAAACGCAGGCACUGCAAACGGCGGCGCCGAAUAA